This is a messenger RNA of Racocetra persica, 132 nucleotides long. The record is from the annotation of a GenBank genome assembly. NCBI's taxonomy places the organism in Eukaryota, Fungi, Glomeromycota, Glomeromycetes, Diversisporales, Gigasporaceae.
AACAAAAGGUUCCAUUUUCAGAUAAUGAAACUUCGAUUAAUAUAUUAAGUACUAAAAUAUUAAAGGGUCAGAUUGAUUUAAAAUUUUCAAAUCUGGAUGUACCACAUGAUUGGAAAAUUCUUGCUAUUGAAG